AUGAUUUUACAAUCAUUUCAUUCUGAUUGUUUGCAGUUUGCAAACUGUUUACAUUUUGCUGAAAAUCAGACUGAGACCUCUGCUCAAGAGUCACGGUUGGGAUCAAAUUCCAAUACAUCAGAAGCAAAUAUGACUGAGAAGAGUAAGCCAGGGCAUAUGAAGCACCAGAGUAUGACAAAGUUCGAACUUGCAAAGAGGGGACCCACACAGCAUACUUCAAAGAAGACUUUUUUGCAGCACGAACACACUACUAUUUGCCCGGUUGAAGAAUCAGAGAUGAUACCCAUGCAUCAAUCAUUAAACUCAGAGGAGACCCAGCAAAGGGAACCGUCAACUUAUUCACAGCUUUUGUCACUACAUCAACUUCAUAAUUGGGUAACUGGAUAUGAAGAGGCAAAUGUUAAUUUCUAUUCCCCUCAAUUGUGCCAUGAAAUAAUUAAAACAAAGUCAAAUAAGGUACAUACAGGCAUUCACUCAAAAUAUGUGAAAGGAGAAAUUAUUAGAUGUCGUGUGAAACACAUCGGUCCUAAUGCUAUGAUGAUUGUAGCAACUAAAAACUUGCUGACAAACCAACCGGUAAUAGAGCUAAAAGGAAAAUAUAUGCUUCCUUAUGAACUUAUGUCAGAUAAGCCAACCUGUUCACACAGUGUAAAUUAUGAAACUCCUAGAGGACCUUUUAUUUUUUCAUAUGAGAUACCGGAGCGAGGGCUCUUUGUGUGUGUUGACACUAGACGAUAUGGUAAUGAUGCAAGAUUUGUACGGAGGUCCUGUAAACCAAAUGCGCAGAUUAAACAUUGCUUCAAACAAGGAAUGAUACACCUGUAUAUAGUUGCAAUAAAAGGUAUUGAAAGAAAUUGUGAGAUAACAAUUGCCCAUGAAGGAAUGCUGCCAUAUGCUUGUAAUCAGUCAUGUAAUAUUUCCGAAAACAUAUCAGGGUCUGCCGUUAAGAUGCCUAAAAAAACCACAGACUUGGGAAAUGAUUCUGGCAUGAUGGCUGAUUCUAAUUAUGUGACUGAUGGCAGUUCACAACAACCAAUUCACCCAAUACCAAGCUGUUCUGUUGUGCAGCAAAUGACUGUUCAAGUUAAGAAUAAGAAAAGGAAGACAAGUAAAGCAGCAACAAGGAAGCAAAACCUUACUAAAAAACCAUCACAAAAGAGACUGAACAGCACCAAGGGUUCAAGAAAACAGAGAUCAUCGUUCUCAAGAAAUGGAGUGACUUUGGUGGCAAGCAGUUCAAUAAAUCAGCCUCCAACACAGGGAUUAGCAUCAAAUGUCAUAAACAAUGAGACACAACCACAUCAUGACAUUGCUGAAAUGGAACAAGUUAUGUUAAAUGAUCACACUCAACUCCAAUUAAGAGCACUGAGAAUUCCUCAUGAGGGACCACAGAUAGCCAACUGCAUCCAUUCAUCUGAUUAA
Messenger RNA from Schistocerca gregaria, 1422 nucleotides. RefSeq lists its product as uncharacterized. Lineage: Eukaryota; Metazoa; Arthropoda; Insecta; Orthoptera; Acrididae. The record is from RefSeq and is a predicted model, not a curated record. Gene Ontology annotation, molecular function: protein binding. Bases 1 to 1422 code for a protein of 473 amino acids. The transcript has 11 exons.